Messenger RNA from Dothidotthia symphoricarpi CBS 119687, 2109 nucleotides. RefSeq lists its product as uncharacterized. Bases 1 to 2109 code for a protein of 702 amino acids. The record is from RefSeq and is a predicted model, not a curated record. The transcript has 4 exons. NCBI's taxonomy places the organism in Eukaryota, Fungi, Ascomycota, Dothideomycetes, Pleosporales, Dothidotthiaceae.
AUGAGCGAGACGACUUCUUUUGAUGAGGAUAUCUACACAGGAGUGUGGAUCAACCGAUCUUACGGCACACUACAAGGCUCAACGCUGACGCUGGAUCGACAGAGAGGUUCAAUUUUGAUCGCCUUUCUUGCUCUCUUCGUGGGCGCGACAGGACGCAGUUUCUGGAAGAUCGUGCGAUAUUGGAUCCAUGUUGCUGUUUCUACAGAAGCCAGAUCGGACGGCGUCUAUCAUCAGCGACAGGCUCUGCUGCGGAAUUCGCAAUUGGCCCAGGAUGCUGCGAUAAAUUUCUUCCUCGCCCAUCUCGUCUGGCGUAGUAGGGUAGAACACGCCGGUCGAAAGCUCUUGCCUGUCGCUCUUGCAGCUUUUGUGGUGUCGGGUGCCUUUUCGCUCGCUGGUAUUUUCUCAUCAAAAGUCGUGGCUAAUGCGGCCAACGAAGUCCUCCUUUCCGGUAGUAACUGUGGUAAUAUGACACAUACACAAGUCUCCGAUACUGGAGCAGCAGCCAACAUAUGGACCGAAUAUUUCUCAUCUCUCAAUCAGAAAGCUUCCGAAUACCUGACGUAUGCACAUAAAUGUUAUCAAAACCAAACAGGAUCAGUGUCCAAAGAUUGUGGAAUAUACGUCAAAGCAAGUCUUCCCUACACUAAAGAUGCUAGUGCUGGCUGCCCUUUCGAUGCGGAGAUGUGUACCUUGCCUCAAGGAAACCUCAUCCUCGAUAGCGGUUAUCUCGACAGCUACAAGGACUUCGGCCUGAACAGUGGCCCGCAGUUUCUCUUCCGUUUGAAACGACACUGUGCUCCAUUGGAGACAGAUGGCUACUCUGAGGCCUUUACAGACCAAUCCGACCCACCACUCCAGUGGAUGCGAUACUACUAUGGCACAUCGUUGGGAGGACUUCAGCCAUACACGUAUCGCAUACGUACAAAUGUGACUGAACCUACAAUAGAUGUGGACGCUCUAUUUUCCGAAGCAGAUUAUAAGAUCACAAGCCCCAACAGCUUUAGUCCAAUUUCUCAGCUCAACAAAACAAACACUGUAGUGCAGUUGAUGUUCUUGGAGUCUACAGACGUCAAGUAUUAUGCGGAAGUAACCGACCCGUGGUUUUUAGCAGAUUCUCCUAAGCAGGUACCCGCAUGGCUUGACUUGAAAUUGGAAUUAGCAAAUAACACAUACUUCGCUACGAACAGAUCAGCCGGAGUGCUAGCUUGUGCUAGCACUACGGAAUAUUGCAAUCCCAACCUACCAUCUGGGAGGCGAUGCUUCAACCAUGGCUACGACCACGGAUUCUGGAACGAGGUCUGGCCAAACGCAGAUGAUCGAGCCUUUGUAAACGGAUUACUCAACUACUUUGGGUUUCUAUAUGGCAAUACUAUCUACACGCCAAACGGCUAUUAUGAUAUCCGGGGCCUACCAUCGCUUUUAACGCGCUUCACGCUGAACGGUCCCAUGCAGCCCGCCACAAUCCCGUCAAACAGAUGGCAAGAGGAAACCGAAUUUAUAUUCCAAACCAACCUUGCUGCUGCCCAGGCGCGUGUAGUUGAGUAUGCGAAUGGUAAGCAAUCCAAGACUUUAGAAUCGGUGGUGACGUAUUGUGGGAAUGGAACCGAGUGCACGAGACUAUGUCAUAGUCAAAAGAUAAAAAGUCCCGGUUAUUACUCCUUCAGCGUUCUGAGCUUAUCCCUUGUCCUCAUCAUUGGCACUUUGAUCGUCCUCGUCGGUACCUUUAUCGAAGCAAUAAUAGACCUAGCAUCCAAAAUCCCGCGGCUCUCCCGAGAUCGCAAACUCACAUAUGCCCGUGCGGAGUGGCAGGUAAACUCGACGCUCCAACUCCAGCGGCUGGCUCACGAAGGAAUCGGGCUGGGGACGUGGUCGAGAGGCGCGGAGUCGGUGCCAGUCACCCAACGAGGGGAGCUAUUGGCAGCGCUCGACAUCAAAGACGCGGACCAUCCUUGUUUGGCUGUUGAUCGAGAGUUGGAGCCGGCUUAUACCAGUUCUCGGGUCACUACUGUGAAAGAGGACGAGAUUGCUACUCCCCAACCAUAUCAGGCCGUUUUUGGUGCGAAUACUAAGCCCCGGUACAAAAGACUUCCAUCCGCAGAUCAGUCAUAA